Messenger RNA from Melanotaenia boesemani (Boeseman's rainbowfish), 3003 nucleotides. It is a transcript of the gene inpp1, whose product is annotated as inositol polyphosphate-1-phosphatase. The transcript is spliced from 6 exons. Bases 338 to 1477 code for a protein of 379 amino acids. Gene Ontology annotation, molecular function: inositol-1,4-bisphosphate 1-phosphatase activity. Gene Ontology annotation, biological process: phosphatidylinositol phosphate biosynthetic process. NCBI's taxonomy places the organism in Eukaryota, Metazoa, Chordata, Actinopteri, Atheriniformes, Melanotaeniidae. The record is from RefSeq and is a predicted model, not a curated record.
CCGUGCUCAGUGCGUACGUUCGUGUCUUGACCUUAUAUUUUUCAGCCUUUUGAUGAGAGAGGAGCGUCGCCCUUCCUGCAAUAGGAAACUGACGUAAAGAACCCAGAUCUAGUCAAUCAAUCUUAAUCAGGGGCUUAAGUAUUGUCAUUUUAUUAAGGUCCGUGUGCUUUGUAGUCCUUUUUCGUCAGAAUUUCUCGCAACUGGUGUCGGCAGCUCUGACAGGAAAACGCAGUCAUCGAGAGGAAGAAAAGAGCAGUGUGUAACCAUUACCAGCAGGCUCCCUGCCUCUUCUUCUUUUUUUUUUUUUUUCUUUUUUUUUGGUUUUUUUUGUUCAGGCAUGGCUGAUCUGCUGCAGCUGCUGCUACGGGUGGGUGAGAAGGCUGCAAAUGUGGCUCGGGUCUGCAGGCAGGAGGCUCCUCUGUUUCAGCUCCUUGUGCAGGAGAAGACUGGCGAUGACAAGAACAAGAAAUUUGUGCAGGACUUUAAGACGCUUGCCGAUGUGGUGAUCCAGGAGAUGAUCCGACAUGAUGUGGGCACUCAGUUCCCUGACAUGGAUGGUUUUAUUCAUGGAGAGGAGUCUAACAAGUUUGAAAACGGGCUUGGAGAAAGUGUGACGGUCACGGUGUGCAGCACAGAGGAGGAGACUGCGAAACUGCUGGCCACGGUGUUAGAUGGUGACCAUACAGCAGCAUCUCUGCUGGCACAAGCCAUCCACCAAGACCUGGCGACCAUUGAAGCGAGCACAGACGGCCUGACUGUUCCCCUCAGCCCCUCUGAACUUGGCAUCUGGAUUGACCCCAUAGAUGCCACCAGUCAGUACAUAGAGGGGCGUGAGGAAGUGGUAGAGGAGGGCGUCUUGUCUCCCUCAGGUCUGCACUGCGCCCUGGUUCUGAUUGGGGUCUACCUCCGGAGCACGGGCGAGCCUGUCAUGGGUGUUAUCAACCAGCCGUUUAACCACAAAGAUCCAACAGGUGGAGGCUGGAGGGGAAAGCAUUACUGGGGUGUGUCCUAUGGCAACAUCAACGUCUGUUCAGUUUCACCACCAAACUGUGGACCUAAAGGUCAACAAGGACUGUCUGUGGUACUGAGCUCAAGUGAAAAGCAGGUGGUGAAAGAAGCUCUGACCUCGCUGUGUGGCCCUGACAAGCUGAUAUACGCUUCUGGAGCCGGCUACAAGAUCCUCUGUGUCAUCCAGGGCCUUUCUGAUAUUUACGUUCUUUCAGAGGGAAGCACCUUUAAGUGGGACUCCUGUGCUCCUCACGCCUUGCUCCGAGCCCUCGGAGGGGGAGUGGUGGACUUGUCUAAGAGUCUGCAGUCCACCUGUGAAGGACGGGAUCACAACACAGAACUGAUCUACAACCAGCCUUACACCGAACACAAGGGAGCCGACCGCUGGGCUAAUCAUGGCGGCCUGGUGGCGUAUCGAGACUUAUCUCAGCUACGCAGCAUCAUCGGUGCACUAAAAGGCAAACUGUAGCUUAAAGAACUACCGCAAGCUAAUGCACUUAAUGUUGCAUAAAUUAUCAUAUUCAUGUUUUCUAUACUAGUCUGGGGAGAUGCGUGAGAAUAGAGGUGAUAUAUUUUACUCAGAAAUGCUAUUUUAAUUUUAACCAGACUUACGUGCAUUUAUUGCAAAGUGAACUACAGUUCUAGGGCAAAUGAUAUUAAUGCUGAGCAUCCCAAAAUUUUAAAACGGGUUUCUUUUGGAUCAUUAAACAAGCAGUCAAGAUUUAGGUUUGCAGUAUUUUUUUCCCUCAAAAUUCAAAUGAUUAUCUCAGAGUCAAAUUAAAAAAAAAAUAUAACAAACUGUCCUAUGCAAAAGUAAAUUGUAAAUAUUCCAAAUUAUCUUAUUUAUUUUGGGUCAACCAGCAGGAAAAUGAACUGACAUGGUUUCCAAUUUUGUGCUAAAUUAAUUUAUGUACAGGGAGGCUUAAUUUUUAUACGGGGCUGUUUAGAUGUUGGCUUCCUCCUUGCAGGAGGAACAAGUUAAGCAUUAUUUGUGAAUGGUUUCUAGCUCAGAGCUGCACUGAAUGAGCUCUUCACAUUUUAUCAUAGACAGAAGGAAAAAGUGCUCACUGCUGGACAGCUGAGAAAUAUAAAGCUGUAGGAAGGCAACACAAGACUGCUUCUAACUGACCCACAACAUCUUCUUAGUUACAGAUACUGAAGAAUGCAUUUUCACAAUCCUUGUUCUAAAUCUAACAUGUAAAAGGCUGUAACAAGUCAAAGGAGAGAAUCAACACCACUUCUCUGAAAUGGCUCCUUGUAAGGAGCAGAUGCUCUGCUCUCUUUUCAUGGCCCUAGCACAGUUGGUUAAAGGUCAACAAAUGGAAAAGAAAUGAAGUAAAACAGUGACAAAGAGUCCUUUUCACUGGGGCUUUACAGUAAAAUGAAAUGCUAGGCCAGGUGGAAGGAUGGGACUUAUGCAAGCAGCAGCAAGUUUGCAAUGUAAAAACUUCCUUCAAUGUGUUGUUUUCUCUGUAAAUGUAUGAAAUGUUUUAACUUUUAUAGACAAUAACAAAACACUGUAACUGACGAAUGAUGAGUAAACAAUGAACAGAAAAUGUAACCAACAUUUGUGCAUAUAGGAAAUCACCUUUAUUUGAAAACCGGAGAAAGCAGGGGAAACAAACCGAACAGUGAUAUUUUUAAAACUUCGUCAGCCGGGAACUCACCACACAAUUCCCGACAAAUAACCCUGAUGAUUGUCAAAUAUUUUUUGCAAUAAUUCUGCAUAUUCUGUCAAAAAAAACACACAAAAAAAACAAACUCUGGAGUGUCGGCUCUUUCAUUGACUUCUUGGACUUUUGCUACCUCUUUAAACACACCACUGCACAUUCUCAAAUCACAAAGUGUUAGAAUAAAGCGUCAUGUUGAGCAUGCUCAUGGCUGUGGGUCCAGUUUCCUAAACAGGGACUCAAGCAGAUCAUUGAAAUUUAACCUUCUGAAAAUAUGGAUACAACUAAUAAUGCGACAAGAAAAAAAUGUUUUAACAAAUAUGAA